UUAAGCAGUGGAGCGCGUUGUGGGUCACAUUGUCACUGAAUACCUGAAUACCUACAGGUGCUUAUCAACUUCCAGAGAACCAACAGAGCAGGAGCGCCAAGACCAAGAAACCAUGGCUAACGGCAAAGUCUUACUCAUGGCUGUUCUGUGCUCUCUCAUCAUCCUCACCACCUUUAUUGGCAACGCAGAGUCAGCCAGCUGCUGCCUGAAUUACACCAAGCGCCAGCUGCCCUGCAGACGUAUCAAGGGCUACACCAUCCAGACCAUCAACACCUCCUGUGACAUCAAAGCCAUCAUCUUCCACGUCAAGGGGAGGUUUGUGUGCGCUGAUCCCACACAGAGCUGGACCCAGAACAGGAUGAAGUGUGUGGAUGAAAGGAGGAGGAAAAACGCUCCCCAGAACCCUGCAUCAAAAUAAAAAGAGUUCACAUCUGCGCCCACGAGAGAAAAACACUUCACAUUCUGCAUUAUUCAAAUGAAUCUAACAGGGACUUUGUUAUUUUUUUAAAAAAACUUGCUCUGUAUAUUUGUUAGACUUGCUGUGUAUAUUUGUUCUGUUUUAUAAACAGGAGAAGUGUAGUAUUCGUAAUACAUAGAACGCUGUGCCUGUAGCUACAGUGCUAAAAAAAAGAAAAGAAUUUGUUAUUGUCUAACAGCUCUGACAUUUAUUGUUUUCUCUCAGAGAGAUGGAGUCUGAAACAUUGUGUGUGUCUCAGAAAGAGGGAACUUUUGAUUGUUAUUCAUAUUUUUAAAGACUUUAUUAAAACAGAUAUUUGAUAAUA
This is a messenger RNA of Mugil cephalus (flathead mullet), 782 nucleotides long. RefSeq names its product chemokine (C-C motif) ligand 20b (gene ccl20b). Gene Ontology annotation, biological process: neutrophil chemotaxis; positive regulation of GTPase activity; immune response. Lineage: Eukaryota; Metazoa; Chordata; Actinopteri; Mugiliformes; Mugilidae. The coding region runs from base 113 to 418 and encodes 101 amino acids. The transcript is spliced from 4 exons. The record is from RefSeq and is a predicted model, not a curated record. Gene Ontology annotation, cellular component: extracellular region. Gene Ontology annotation, molecular function: CCR chemokine receptor binding; chemokine activity.